CCUGGCCAGGCCGGGAUCCGGCUUUGUCCCCCGGAACAACCCCCUCUGUCUGUGCUGCUGAGACCGGCGGAGACCUAGACACCCAGGUCUGGCUUCCAGGCCUAGCCAAGAGGAGGCAGGAGGCCCCAGGCCUCACAGCUAGCCCAGAUGCAAGCACUGCAGGAGUUGAAGAUGACCAGCUCCAUGGCCUCCUACGAGCAGCUGGUUCGGCAGGUGGAGGCCUUGAAGGCCGAGAACACACACUUACGGCAGGAGCUGAGAGAUAACUCCACUCACCUCUCCAAGCUGGAGACAGAGACCUCGGGCAUGAAGGAGGUCCUGAAACACCUUCAGGGCAAGCUGGAGCAGGAGGCGCGCGUCCUGGUGUCCUCCGGGCAGACAGAAGUGUUAGAGCAACUGAAAGCUCUUCAGACUGACAUCAGCAGCCUCUACAACCUAAAGUUUCAGCCCCCAGCCCUGGGCCCUGAGCCUGUUGCCCGGACCCCAGAGGGAAGCCCAGUGCACGGCCCUGGGCCAUCCAAGGACAGCUUCGGGGAGCUGAGCCGAGCCACCAUCCGCCUGCUGGAAGAGCUAGACCAGGAGCGAUGCUUCCUGCUGAGCGAGAUAGAGAAGGAGGAGAAGGAGAAGCUGUGGUAUUACUCCCAGCUCCAGGGCCUGUCCAAGCGCUUGGAUGAGCUGCCGCACGUGGACACGUUCUCCAUGCAGAUGGAUCUGAUCCGGCAGCAGUUGGAGUUCGAGGCCCAGCACAUCCGCUCGCUGAUGGAAGAGCGCUUUGGCACCUCGGACGAGAUGGUGCAACGCGCGCAGAUCCGCGCUUCGCGCCUGGAGCAGAUUGACAAGGAGCUGUUGGAAGCCCAGGACCGGGUGCAGCAGAGGGAACCCCAGGCUCUGCUGGCAGUGAAGCCUGUGACGGUGGAGGAGGACCAGGAGGCGGAAGUCCCCACGCACCCUGAAGAUGGCGCCCCUCAGCCUGGCAACAGCAAGGUGGAGGUGGUGUUCUGGCUUCUAUCCAUGUUGGCAACUCGAGACCAGGAAGACACUGCGCGCACGCUGCUGGCCAUGUCCAGCUCGCCGGAGAGCUGCGUGGCCAUGCGCCGCUCGGGCUGUCUGCCGCUGCUGCUCCAGAUCCUUCACGGCACUGAGGCCGGGGUUGGGGUCCGCACCGGGACCCCUGGAGCACCCGGUGCCAAAGAUGCACGCAUGCGCGCCAACGCAGCCCUGCAUAACAUCGUUUUCUCCCAGCCGGAUCAGGGCCUGGCGCGCAAGGAGAUGCGUGUGCUGCACGUGCUAGAGCAGAUCCGGGCCUACUGCGAGACCUGCUGGGACUGGCUCCAGGCGCGCGACAGCGGGACAGACAGUGGGACCGGAGGCACCCCGGUCCCCAUCGAACCUCAGAUCUGCCAGGCCACCUGUGCGGUGAUGAAGUUGUCCUUUGAUGAGGAAUACCGCCGGGCGAUGAAUGAGCUUGGGGGGCUCCAGGCCGUGGCAGAGCUGCUGCAGGUGGAUUACGAGAUGCACAAGAUGACCCAGGACCCGCUCAACCUUGCCCUGCGCCGCUACGCUGGCAUGACCCUCACCAACCUCACUUUUGGAGAUGUUGCCAACAAGGCCACACUCUGUGCCCGCCGAGGCUGCAUGGAAGCCAUCGUGGCCCAGCUGGGCUCUGAGAGCGAGGAGCUGCACCAGGUGGUGUCCAGCAUCCUGCGUAACCUUUCCUGGAGAGCCGACCUCAACAGCAAGAAGGUGCUGAGGGAGGUGGGCAGCAUGACGGCCCUCACGGAGUGUGCACUGCGGGCCCACAAGGAGUCCACCCUAAAGAGCGUGCUCAGCGCGCUGUGGAACCUGUCUGCGCAUAGCACAGAGAACAAGGCCGCCAUCUGCCAGGUGGACGGCGCCCUGGGUUUCCUGGUGAGCACCCUCACCUACCGUUGCCAAGGGAACUCACUGGCGGUCAUCGAGAGCGGCGGCGGGAUCCUGCGCAACGUGUCCAGCCUCAUCGCCACGCGAGAGGACUACAGGCAGGUGCUCCGCGACCACAACUGCCUGCAGACCCUGCUGCAGCACCUCACGUCGCACAGCCUGACCAUCGUGAGCAACGCGUGCGGCACCCUGUGGAACCUGUCGGCCCGCAGCCCGCGCGACCAGGAGCUGCUGUGGGACCUGGGGGCCGUGGGCAUGCUGCGCAACCUGGUGCACUCCAAGCACAAGAUGAUCGCCAUGGGCAGCGCCGCGGCCCUGCGGAACCUGCUGGCCCACCGGCCGGCCAAGUACCAGGCGGCGGCCGCGGCCGUGUCCCCGGGCAGCUGCGUGCCCAGCCUGUACGUCCGCAAGCAGCGGGCUCUGGAGGCCGAGCUGGACGCCCGGCACCUGGCGCACGCGCUGGGCCACCUGGAGAAGCAGGGCCUGCCCGAGGCGGAGGCCGCGUCGAAGAAGGCCCCGCCGCCGCUGCGCCACCUCGACGGGCUGGUGCAGGACUACGCCUCGGACUCCGGCUGCUUCGACGACGACGACGCGCCGUCCCUGGCCGCCGCGGCCACCACGGCCGAGCCCGGCAGCCCGGCGGUGCUGUCCAUGUUCCUGGGCGGCCCCUUCCUCCAGGGCCAGGCGCUGGCGCGCGCCCCCGCCGCCCGCCAGGGUGGCCUAGAGACCGAGAAGGAGGCUGGCGGCGGGGAGGCGGCCGUGGCCGCCAAGGCCAAGGCCAAGCUGGCGCUGGCUGUGGCUCGGAUCGACCGGCUGGUGGAGGACAUCUCUGCCCUGCACACCUCAUCGGAUGACAGCUUCAGCCUCAGCUCGGGGGACCCCGGGCAGGAGGCCCCGGCACCGAGGGAGGGCCGCGCCCAGUCGUGCUCUCCGUGCCGGGGCACCGAGGGCGGGCGGCGCGAGGCCGGCGGCCGGGCGCACCCUCUGCUGAGGCUCAAGGCGGCCCACACCAGCCUCUCCAACGACAGCCUCAACAGCGGUAGCACGAGCGAUGGCUAUUGUCCCCGGGAACACAUGCGGCCCUGCCCGCUGGCUGCGCUGGCCGAGCACCGUGGCGACCCCACGCGUGGGCAGACUCGGCCUAGCCGGCUGGACCUGGAUCUCCCCGGCCGGAGCGAGCCGCCUGCCCGGGACACGGCAGCCGCCCGCGUGCGCACCAUCAAGCUGUCCCCCACCUAUCAGCACGUGCCACUGCUGGACGGUGCCGCCGGCACCGGCGUCAGACCCCUCUCGGGCCCGGGAGCCUCCCCGGGGGCCCGGAAGCAGGCGUGGCUGCCUGCGGACAGCCUGAGCAAAGUCCCCGAGAAACUGGUGGCCCCCCCGCUGCCCGUGGCAAGCAGGGUGCUGCAGAAGCUGGUGGCACAGGACGGGCCGCUGACCCUGUCUCGGUGUAGCUCUCUGUCCUCUCUGUCUUCCGCCGGCCACGCCGGCCCCAGCCAGGCCGGGAACCUUGACGACAGCGACUCAUCCCUGGAGGGGCUUGAGGAGGCUGGUCCCGGAGAGGCCGAGCUGGACGGGGCGUGGCGGGCAUCGGGGUCCACCUCUCUGCCCGUGUCCAUCCCAGCGCCCUGCCGGGGGCGCAGCCGGGGCCUCGGGGUGGAGGACGCCACACCAUCCAGCUCGUCGGAGAACUGCGUCCAGGAGACGCCCUUGGUCCUGAGCCGCUGUAGCUCCGUGAGCUCCCUGGGCAGCUUCGAGAGCCGCUCCAUCGCCAGCUCCAUCCCCAGCGACCCGUGCAGCGGGCUGGGCAGUGGCACGGUGAGUCCCAGCGAGCUGCCCGACAGCCCGGGGCAGACGAUGCCACCGAGCCGCAGCAAGACGCCGCCGGCGCCUCCCGGCCAGCCCGAGACCAGCCGGUUCAGCCUGCAGUGGGAGAGCUACGUGAAACGCUUCCUCGACAUCGCCGACUGUCGGGAGAGGUGCCAGCCGCCGUCGGAGCUGGACGCGGGCAGCGUGCGCUUCACGGUGGAGAAGCCGGACGAGAACUUCUCCUGCGCGUCCAGCCUCAGCGCGCUGGCCCUGCACGAGCUGUACGUCCAGCAGGACGUGGAGCUGCGCCUGAGGCCGCCGGCCUGCCCAGAGCGCACAGCGGGUGGCAGCGGGCACCGCCGCAGGGACGAGGCCGGGGGCCGCCUGGACGGCCCGGCGCCCACUGGCUCUCGGGCUCGGUCGGCCGCCGAGAAAGAGCUGGAGGUGCUGCGGGAGUGUCUGGGGGCGGCCGUGCCCGCCAGGCUCCACAAGGUGGCCUCGGCCCUGGUGCCCGGCCGCCGCGCGCUGCCGGUCCCCGUGUACAUGUUGGUGCCCGCCCAGGCUCCGGAGGAGGACGGCGGCACGGACUCCGCCGAGGGCACGCCCGUCAACUUCUCUAGCGCUGCCUCACUCAGCGACGAGACCCUCCAGGGCCCCUCCAGGGACAAGCCAGGCGGGCCCGCAGACAGGCAGAAACCCACAGGCCGAGCCGCCCCCGCCAGGCAGGCCCGCGGGCACCGAGCUAAGGCAGCGGGCGCUGGCAAGAGCGCAGAGCCCGCCCGAGGGGCCGGCAGGAACCGGGCAGGCUUGGAGCUGCCCCUCAGCCGGCCGCAGAGCGCCCCGUCCAGCAGGGAUGGCGCGUGCCAGACCCGGAGCCGCGGGGACGGGGCUCUGCAGUCCCUGUGCCUCACGACACCCACGGAGGAAGCUGUGUACUGCUUCUAUGACUCCGAGGAGGAGCCGCCAGCCGCCGCGCCGCCACCUCGGAGGGCGUCCGCCAUCCCCCGGGCUCUGAAGCGCGAGAAAGCCGCGGGCAGGAAGGAGGCCCCAGCUAGGGCGGCGCAGCCCGCCGCGGCACCCGCGAGGGCCCAGCCCAGGCUGAUCGUGGAUGAGACGCCCCCCUGCUAUUCCCUGACCUCCUCGGCUAGUUCCCUCAGUGAGCCCGAGGCCUCAGAGCAGCCGGCCGGCCACCCUCGGGGAGGCCGGGCGCAGGCAGCCGCCAGGGCCCCCGGCCUGGGCGGCAAACAGGACAGCUCUCCCAGCCCGAGGGCCGAGGAGAAACUGCUGCAGCGGUGUAUCAGCUCGGCCCUGCCCAGGCGCCGCACCCAGGUCCCCGGCUCGAGGCGGCGCAAACCCAGGGCUGCCCGGUCCGACGUGAGGCCCGCCGAGGCACCCCGAAAAUGCCGUGAGGAGGUGCCUGGCUCCGACCCCGCCUCCGACUUAGACAGUGUGGAGUGGCAGGCCAUCCAGGAGGGCGCAAACUCCAUUGUCACGUGGCUGCACCAGGCAGCCGCCAAGACCAGCCUGGAGGCCUCCUCCGAGUCCGAUUCCCUCCUGUCUCUGGUGUCCGGGCUGUCGGCGGGCUCCACCCUGCCGUCGUCCAAUCCCAGGAGAGGGCGGAAGCCUGCCACCGAGGCCGGGAGCGCCUGGCGUCCAGAGAAACGUGGCCCAGCCUCCGCCAAGGUCGGCGGGAGCGCCCGGCUUCCCGGCGGCCCUGAGAAGGCCAGGGGUACCCAGAAAACGGCGGCCGGGGAGCCGGCCAUGCUUCGGGGGCGGACGGUCAUCUACACGGCCAGCCCGGCCUCCCGGGCUCAGGCCAGAGGACUUUCUGGACCUUGUACGGCACCCAAGAAGACGGGGACCUCUGGUGCCGCUCCGCCGGAAACGGCCGCCAAGGCCCCCAGCCCCGCACAGCAGCGUUCGCGGAGCCUCCACCGACCCGGCAAGAUCUCUGAACUGGCGGCCUUGAGCCACCCUCCGCGCAGCGCCACCCCUCCAGCCCGCCUGGCCAAGGCGCCGUCCUCCAGCUCCUCACAGAGCUCGCCCGCGUCCCAGCCCCUGCCCAGGCGCUCCCCGCUGGCCACCCCAACUGGAGGGCCCCUGCCUGGCCCCGGAGGGUCCCCGGCGCCCAAGUCACCGGCCCGGGCCCUUCUGGCUAAGCAACACAAGACCCAGAAGUCACCAGUUCGGAUCCCGUUCAUGCAAAGGCCAGCCAGGCGAGGGCCACCGGCGCUGGCCAUGCCGUCCCCAGAGCCGGGCCCCAGGGGCCGGGCCGGGGCCGAGGGGGCUCCCGGGGCUCGCGGCGGCCGCCUGGGCCUAGUGCGCGUGGCCUCCGCCCGCUCCAGCGGCAGCGAGUCCUCGGACCGCUCGGGCUUCCGGAGGCAGCUGACCUUCAUCAAGGAAUCCCCCGGCCUCCUCCGGCGCCGCAGGUCGGAGCUGUCCUCCGCGGACUCCGCGGCCUCCCCGGCCCCGGCCGCCUCGCCCCGCCGCGGCCGGCCCGCGCUCCCCGCCGUCUUCCUCUGCUCCUCUCGCUGUGAGGAGCUGCGGGCGUCCCCGCGGCGGCCCCCGGCCCCGCAGAGGUCCCCGCAGGCCAAGCCGGGGCUCGCCGCCCCGCGGGCGCCCAGGCGCACCAGCUCCGAGAGCCCCUCGCGCCUGCCCGUGCGCGCGGCCCCGGCGCGGCCCGAGACGGUCAAGCGCUACGCGUCCCUGCCGCACAUCAGCGUGGGGCGCGGGCCGGACGGCGCCGCCUCCGCCCCCGGCGGCCGGCCGGGCGCCCCUCGCCGGGGCAGCGACGGCGAGGCCAGGCCGCUGCCCAGGGUGGCCGCGCCGGGCACCACCUGGCGCCGCAUCAGGGACGAGGACGUCCCGCACAUCCUGCGCAGCACGCUGCCCGCCACGGCCCUGCCGCUCAGGAGCCCGUCGCCCCAGGACGGCCCCGCCGGCGCCCCGCAGCGCAAGACCAGCGACGCGGUGGUGCAGACGGAGGACGUGGCCGCCUCUAAGACCAACUCCAGCACGUCGCCCAGCCUGGAGAGCAGGGACCCCCCGCAGGCCCCGGCCGGCGGCCCCGCUGCUCCGCUGGGCAGCGACGUGGACGGUCCAGCCGUCACCAAGCCGCCUGCCUCCGCGCCCUUCAGCCACGAGGGCCUGAGCGUCGUCGCGGGGGGCUUCCCCACCAGCAGGCACGGCUCCCCCAGCAGGGCGGCCCGGGUCCCCCCUUUCAACUACGUGCCCAGCCCUAUGGCGGUGGCCACGCCGGCCAGUGACUCGGCAGUGGAGAAAGCGCCUGUCACCUCUCCAGCCAGCCUCCAGGAGUAGGGGGCGUAGGCCGUCCUCGUCCUGUGGCCCGUCACCCUGAGGGCCUGCUCGCUGGAUGCUCCUAGUAGGCCCACCUCAGGCCCUCAGAGGCCCUGUUCCGCUCGCAUCUCCGCACCUUAGAGCCAGCCCUUGCUUCCGCGCCUGGGGCUUGAGGGAACUGGCUAUAGACUGGCAGCCGCGGGGCACGCACGGCGCCGUUUCCCGAGCUCGGCCUGGGAAGGGGGUGAACAGCCACGCUCCGAGGGUCACUAGCUGUGGGGCCCAUGCAGGACCUGCCCUGGGCUGCUCCGGGUGGGAGGCUGGACGCUGCCUCUAGGGAGAUGACCGAGCUUGCCUGCCCAAGGUGGGGACAGGCUGGGAGCGGGGGAGAGCAGUGCGCCUCCAUUUGGCCGGGGGACCGCCUCCGCCCUGUAGGGUGGAAGCCUGUGGUUAGUGCCGGGGUAAUUGGCUAACGACUCUGCCAGGCAUGUGUGCUUCCUCAGAGGCGGCUGAGGAGCGCCGGGUGAGGGUUUGCAGCCAUGCUGCUCACAGAGCACUCCUGGCCGCCGAGAGAUCGCCGAGGGUGACCGUAAGGUGAUCCUAGGGUGACUGACCCUAAGUCCCUUCACUGAUGGGAGGGACUCUAACUCUGAUGACUAGCCGGCUGCCGGCUGGAUGGGUCCUGGGCACUGAGGGAGUCAGGGAGAGCAGGCCCAGGCAGCUACCGUCUGUGGGAAGGGGCAGGCCCAUCUGUGGGAGCCUGGUCCUUCCCUGCUGUGUGUGAUGCCAGAUGUCAGGACCUGGGCAGGUCCUCAGGCUUUGAUCAGCCACAGCCUGGAAUCAAAGUGGGGGUUGGAGACAAGGUGGGAAGGCUGGGGCUGGCAUGGAGAGCAGGGGUCAAGGUGGAGAGCGGGAUACAGACCCAAGGUAGCCAGGGCCUCCAUCCCAGGACCCCGGGUAGAGUACUCCUUCCUACAAAGAGAGCCAGCAACCUCUCUCCUGUAGGAUACCGGGCUGCGCUUUGCAAGGGGACCUGUAGCCUGGGCCACCUGAGGGAGUUUUCCCAGGGGACACAGUUCCUUCAGCAGGCCUUGAGACCCUGCUCCGAGAGGUGUUUUUCUCCCUUUUGAGACAGGGUCUCUCUACGUAGCUCUGGCUGUCCUGGACUCGCUUUGUAGCCCAGGCUGGCCUUGAACUCAUAGCAGUCCACCUGCCUCUGCCUCCUGAGUGCUGGGAUGUGCCACCACAGGAGGCUGAGAAGUGGUUUUGAAAACUAGGUGGAAGGCCCUGGAAGGAACCGUGGACACCCGCUGCCCUCUCCUACCAGCGCUUUUUAUGGUGGGGAGUAGACAGACUCGAGCUUGCCACCACGCACGGGCAGGCUGGCUAGGGACGCCACGAGGCGGACCAGCCGGCGCUGUGCCCACCCAUCUCGACUGUCCUUCCAGUGCUUCGAAAUCCCACAUAGUCCAAGGGAUGCCUGUUGCUCUCCUUGUCGCCUCCACUCCGGGGACAGUGUCACAGCAGGGACUCCAGCACUAACUGCUCAUCCAGGACCUCGCCUGCCAGACAGGGCAUGCUGGCCUGUGGGUGACUGGCAGGGAGGGGACAGGAAGGCCUUCCUCACGACCAAUCAAGGUGGCUCUGGGACGCCAACUCAUUCCCACCAUGCACCCAGGGUGACCCUGCGCCAGGGCCAUGGCGGUGGACCCACUUCCGGCUGGGGUUGGGGUUCUGCUCUGCGUCUUUCUAGACCGAGCACCACGCGCUGUGAGACCCUGGGUGGUACGUACGCUGCUCGGUGCCUUGGUUUCCCCAUGUGGGCCAUGGGGAGGACUCAAGAGUGGAGCAGAGAUGUCUGGGGCCACGGCACCAGCAUGCAAGAGCCAUCCUUCUUCUGGCCACCUCCUGUCCCAUCAGCCUCGGGUCCAGCAGCCACGUUUGCCUUCUCCAACCCACACAGUGGGGACAAAGACACAGAGCAACUGUCAGCCCAGGGGAAGAGCUGGCAUGGGACAGCAGCCUCUGGAGUGCCCUUGGAGACUGAACAGGCAGGGGCUGCUGUCCUCCAGGCUGCCAGCGUCCAUUGGAGACUAGCCACUGGGUGCCUGAACAGGGCGACACGCCCACCAGUUACCUCACCGUCUGUCCCGUCUGUCCCACGGCCAGGGUCAUGCCCUAGCUCACACCUGGUUAGCCUGUCCUCUGCUGCCGUCACAUCUC
Psammomys obesus (fat sand rat) is the source of this 9249-nucleotide messenger RNA. It is a transcript of the gene Apc2, whose product is annotated as APC regulator of WNT signaling pathway 2. Lineage: Eukaryota; Metazoa; Chordata; Mammalia; Rodentia; Muridae. Gene Ontology annotation, molecular function: gamma-catenin binding; beta-catenin binding; microtubule binding. The coding region runs from base 148 to 7047 and encodes 2299 amino acids. The record is from RefSeq and is a predicted model, not a curated record. Gene Ontology annotation, biological process: positive regulation of protein catabolic process; cell migration; negative regulation of canonical Wnt signaling pathway. The transcript is spliced from 15 exons. Gene Ontology annotation, cellular component: cytoplasmic microtubule; catenin complex; beta-catenin destruction complex.